GGAAAGUUCAUAAAAGUGAAGCAUCCAACAUGUGAAACAUUGACCAUUAAAAGAAAAAAUGGUCAAAGUUUUUGCAGUUGCGUUACCAUCGAAGUUCAUGAGGCAGAGGACCCGGAAUCAGUUGGGGGAUAGCGACGAUGAUUAGUCAUUAACUAUCAGUGAAAAUCAAGUUCGUGUGUAACUUUUGAUGAAGAUUAACGGGCAAUGGCAACAGCUAUGACUAUGGUUACAGCUAUGACUAUGACUAUGACUAUGUCUAUGGCAACAAAGCAGCAGCAUCAUCAGGUUAAUGCGGCCAAGAGAGAGUGAGAUGGCCUGAGAGUGAGUGUGUAAGAGAAAGAUAGAGUGAGAGAGAGAGAGAGAGAGAGGGCAGAUGAGCAAAGAGGGCUGGCUGGCAAUGAUGGGCAACCGGUUGGCGGUCGCACAUUAACAUUAAAUGCAACGCGACGCACAUCUUCCCCAUAUUGCAUAAUCCUCCCGAUGGCAGCCGAAAACUAAAAAAAAAAAGGCAAAGCAGCAAAAAAAAACAAUACAUGGGGAAACCUGCUUGCAACAUCUUCGGCAGAUGGGAGACACAAUCUUGAUGCGGAAGCAAAAUGAUUCUCAAAACGUCCCUGACAACAACUGAACUUCUAGAACCACCCACGUUUAACUGAGCAAAUGCCUCAAUGCCGCAAAUCACUCUGGACACAUUUAGUGCGCGACAAGAGCUUGAAACGAACGCAACUGGCAAGAAGCAGGCACAACACACGAAAAAGCAAGCUCCGCAAACACAACAACGCAUUUGGGAUUUGGCGAUAAGCCCUUGAGAGUUAUCACAUCUCCAUAGUCCGAGCAGUGUGAUUCAACGGAUUCCGCCGUAACAUAGGACUACACCCCACAUUCUUGCCGCCAUGUUUUGGCAACCCUUUUGUCUAGUGUUGCUGCUGCUGGCAGUCACAGGCGACUGUGUGCCGCAAUCCUCGGUCAGCGCCUCCAAUCACUCUGCCGAAUAUGAAGCGUCAACGCGGCGUAUACUCGAUGUGGCCACGCAGCGUAUGCGUGGCAUUUGGGAAAUGCGCUUGCGCAUCUUUAUGCAGCUCACCUCGAAGGGUAAAUCGCCACUCGGUGGCCAGGCGCCCAGCAAACAGGAGGUGGACAACGAAACCUACAAGUUGGUCUACGAGUUGGCCGCCAAUUUGAGUGUGGUAUCCGUGGAGCAGUUGCGUGAUCCGAAGCUGCGACGACGCGUGCAACGUUUGGCCAAGUUGCAGCUGCAGGGACUGCGGCCCAAUGACUACGAGCAGUCGAAGGAUCUGCUACGCGCCAUGCAGAACUUUAUCAGUGGCAAUAUGAUCUGUAACACGGAAGAUUGUGCCAAUCGUAGGCCGACAUCGAUGUAUCCGCAGCUCUACAAUCAGAAUAUGCGACUGAAGCGCUAUGAGAGCCUAAGGCACAACUGGUACACUUGGCGCACAAUCAUCAACGACAAGGAUACGGCCAAGUCAACGUUCAUCGACUAUGUGCGACUGCUGCGUAUUGCGGCCACCUACAAUGGGCAUGUGACGCCAUCGCGCACUUGGUAUCUCAACUUCGACACGGAAAACUUUCAGGCUGAGAUGGAGUCGGUUAUAUGGGAGAUAAUGCCGCUGUAUCGGGAGCUGCACGCCUAUUUAAGGCAUUGUGCCAUCAAGGCAUAUCCCAAUUUCAGUUUUAAGGACGACGGCGCAAUUACAGCUCCCGUCUUGGAUCAAAUACUUUCGCAGGCUUGGUAUCACAAGCCAAUCUUUCAAACGCCCUUCCCCAAGGAUCAGCUGCCCUCGGUGCAUCAUCGGCUCGAGGAGGUGCUAAUGACUCCUGUCAAGAUCAACAAGAAGGCAGCGGAGUUCUUUGAGUCGCUGGGACUCAAUCACAUGUCCGACGCCUUCUAUGAGAAAUUCGCACGCCGCAUGAACGACGACGAAGCUGGCUCGGACUGCAAGCCGCAGGUCUACUACUUUCCCCCGGAGGUGGCGCUGCGCUACUGUCCCAAGCUGGACUACAAGAAAUUGAUGCAGAUUCACGGCACCAUGUCCGAGCUACAGUACAACAUCUACAAGAGUGGGCUGCCGCUGGGACUGGACACCGAACCCUGCCCCGGUUUUGGCAGUGCGUUGGCCGAGACUGUGGUGCUGGCCUCGGGCACACCGCGACAUCUGCAACGCUUGAAACUUCUGUUUAACGACAGUCUCACCGAGAUGCAGUCACUCAAUCGUCUCUUCCGCAUGGGAGUGCACACGUUGUUGGCUGUGCCGCAGUACUUCAUCAACGACAAGUUCCUGGUGGAUGUCAUGGAUGGCCGCAUUGGUGUGCAGGACUACAAUUGCGCCUAUUGGCGCAUGCAGGAUAAGUAUGCGGGCGUGAUGCCGCCCGUUUGGCGCUCUGCCAAGGACUUUGAUGUGGACUAUAGAUUCUAUCGCGGCAUGCAUCCCGAUCGCUCCAAUACCAGGAAAUUCAUGGCGGAGGUUUUGGGCUUUCAAUUCUAUCGUUCGUUCUGCUUGGCCAGCGGGCAAUAUAAGCCAGGAGAUCCCAAGUUUCCGCUGCACAACUGCGACUUCUAUGACAGCAAGGAAGUGGGCAAUCUCAUUCGCGAAAUGAUGGAGCUGGGCGCCACGAGACACUGGCGUGAUACCAUGGAGAUUGCAACGGGUGAACGCAAGUUGAGCGGACGAGGCAUCCUCGAGUACUUUGCUCCACUAUUCACCUGGCUCAAGGAGCGUAACAUGCAGCUGGAAGUUGAGCCGGGUUGGGAUGCAGAUGAUCUGUGUCGCAAGGAGCCGUAAAGCGUGUCAGCAAAUUGCUAUAUGUUACUAUAUCUUACUCACCUAUGUUAUAAUAAAGAUUUUACCCACUAUUAUAUUAUUCAAAACAAAUGAGUUAUA
Messenger RNA from Drosophila sulfurigaster albostrigata, 2900 nucleotides. It is a transcript of the gene Ance-5, whose product is annotated as angiotensin-converting enzyme. The coding region runs from base 894 to 2801 and encodes 635 amino acids. Gene Ontology annotation, biological process: proteolysis. Gene Ontology annotation, cellular component: plasma membrane. The transcript has 8 exons. NCBI's taxonomy places the organism in Eukaryota, Metazoa, Arthropoda, Insecta, Diptera, Drosophilidae. Gene Ontology annotation, molecular function: peptidyl-dipeptidase activity; metallopeptidase activity. The record is from RefSeq and is a predicted model, not a curated record.